Echinostoma caproni is the source of this 378-nucleotide messenger RNA. NCBI's taxonomy places the organism in Eukaryota, Metazoa, Platyhelminthes, Trematoda, Plagiorchiida, Echinostomatidae. The record is from the annotation of a GenBank genome assembly.
AUGGAGAAAUCUACAGACGACCUCAGCCCACCAAUCGUGAAGCCGGCGCUGUGCGCGGAGGGCUAUGAUCCGAACCCGACGACAGAUCAGCCUCCACUCUUCAUACCGGGCGAUGAUUUUGACAAUUGGAAGUUGCGCGUUGGACCGUUCAUCGCGGGCGCAUCUCAAAGCAUAACUAGUCCCAUGAAUUUGAGCUUCCUGAGAGAGGAGGCGUCACAUUUAUUCCAUUCCGCUCGCGUCUUAGCCUUCGCCCCCGCACCGCAAAUACGGACAACUUUACGCAAGCUUUCAGCUCGGACCGAAAAUGUAGCCAUAUUGCGGGAACGGCUGAUCGGAAGGCAUCAGCCACUUGAUGAGACUGUUGUCGCAUACGUCUGA